AUGGCUCUUCGUAGCCAUUUCUGGGUAGGGUUCUCAGAGUCUGUGAAAGACAGCCUAGUGAAUUACCCUCCUUCUUCCACUCUGGAUGACCUAAUGAAGUUAGGCAUCCAGAUUGAUAGGAGACAAAGGGAGAGGCGGCUGAAAGGGGUAAUGCAGCAGGACAAUUACACAGCUGUCUAUGAAUUCCUAAUCCUUGGAUUCCACAGAUUGCAUGGCUUUAAUAUUUUACUUUUCCUGUUUUUCCUACUCAUCUACAUUGUCAUCUGCUUAGAGAACCUUCUGAUAAUUGUGUUAGUGGUGUAUACUUGUAAAAUGCCCUGGAUAAAUUGGACAGAUGAGGUCGAUUUUACUUUGUUUGGCUUCUCUCGUGAUCUCAGACUUCAGUAUUUUCAGUUUGGGAUAUUUCUGCUGCUAUACCUCAUGUCACUUGUGGGUAAUCUCACCAUCACCGUAGCAAUAUGCUUAGACCAAAAGCUUCACACACCAAUGUAUUUCUUCCUGGGAAAUCUCUCGUUCCUUGAUAUUUGCUACUCUUCAGUUACUGUUCCCAAGAUGUUGGUGGCUUUACUUGGGGGAAACAACAAGAUUUCAUACAGAGGUUGCAUGUCUCAACUGUAUUUCUAUGUAUCUUGCUGCAGCACAGAAUGUUUGCUUCUGUCUGUCAUGGCAUAUGACCGCUAUGUUGCUAUCUGUAAUCCCAUGCGUUACACAAUUAUCAUGAGCAAAAAAACUUGCUUUCAACUGGCUACAGGUCUUUGGUUGAUUGGCUUCAUUAGCUCAGUUCUACACACAGUCUUCACAGCGCGUCUGCCAUACUGUGGCUCACAUAGAAUUUCCCAUUUCUUUUGCGAUAUCCCUCCAAUGCUCAAGCUUUCAUGUACAGACACAUUUAUGAAUAAAGUACUAGUUCUCACCGCAGGUGGAUUUCUAGGACUCAGCUCCUUUGUGCUUACACUCAUUUCCUAUGUAAAAAUUAUCUCUACCAUCCUGAAUAUCCGUACAAACAUAGGUAGAGGAAGGGCGUUUUCAACAUGUGCCUCUCACCUAACAGUAGUCACCAUCUUCUUUGGCAGUAUCAGUUUCAUGUACAUGAGGCCAACCUCUAGCAACUCAUUUGAAACAGACAAAUUAAUUUCUUUUCUUUAUGCAGUUUUAACCCCUGCUUUAAACCCCAUGAUAUAUACACUUAGGAAUAAGGAGUUUAAAGUUUCGUUGAAGAAGACAGUAAGUAAAAUAAUAUUUUUUAAAAAGCCAUUGUAA
This is a messenger RNA of Xenopus laevis (African clawed frog), 1260 nucleotides long. Its product is annotated as olfactory receptor 5V1. The record is from RefSeq and is a predicted model, not a curated record. The transcript is spliced from 3 exons. NCBI's taxonomy places the organism in Eukaryota, Metazoa, Chordata, Amphibia, Anura, Pipidae. Bases 1 to 1260 code for a protein of 419 amino acids.